Messenger RNA from Frankliniella occidentalis (western flower thrips), 3328 nucleotides. It is a transcript of the gene Psi, whose product is annotated as far upstream element-binding protein 1. NCBI's taxonomy places the organism in Eukaryota, Metazoa, Arthropoda, Insecta, Thysanoptera, Thripidae. The transcript is spliced from 16 exons. Gene Ontology annotation, cellular component: cytoplasm; nucleus. The coding region runs from base 85 to 2547 and encodes 820 amino acids. The record is from RefSeq and is a predicted model, not a curated record. Gene Ontology annotation, molecular function: mRNA binding. Gene Ontology annotation, biological process: regulation of DNA-templated transcription.
UGCGGCGGACAGCGUCCCUUGCCCCUGUUUCUCUUUCCGCCAUUUGUGAAGACGCCAUUUUAUCCCCUUGCUUCAUGAUUCACAAUGAGUGAUUAUUCAGCGGUUGCGCCGCCACAGAAUUUCACUCAAAGUGCUGCAUUUGCUUCAGCUCUUCAACGUGCGCGUCAGAUUGCGGCCAAAAUAAAUCCAGGAGGCACUGCUGAAGGUGGCGGAAAGCGACCCCUUGAAGACGGAUCAGAACCCGAAGCCAAGAAAGUGGCUGGGGUUACUAACGACCCAGUGGCAUCGGCCCAACUAAGCGCGCUUCGAGCCCAACAAGCAUCUGGAACAGGUGGCGCAUCUUCCGCAGCCGCAGCGGCUGCGGCUCAGGCGGCAGCGGUAGCAGCCAGGGUGGCGGCUGCGGCAGCCGCGGGCGGCCUGGGCCUUGGUGGCCUUGGCGGCGGCGUACACAACGAAGACAUCAGGGUUCCGGACAAGAUGGUGGGACUGAAUGGUGGCGGCCCACAUUUGGGUUUUGGCGCCAUCACCACAGAAGAAAUAUUGGUUCCGGACCGGAUGGUUGGGCACCUUAUUGGCAGAGGUGGAGAGCAAAUAUCCCGGUUACAAAAUGAAUCAGGAUGCAAAAUUCAAAUGGCUCCUGACAGUGGAGGACAACCUGACCGUGUUUGCACAUUAUCAGGUUCAAGAGAAGCUAUCACGAGAGCUAAGGAUUUAAUAUCUUCAAUCGUACAACAACGUAGCAGAACAGAAGGUGGUGGAAAUGGCGGAGGCAACGGUGGAAACGGCGGCGGCGGCGGCGGAGGGGGAGGAGGGGGUGGCGGAGGAGGAGGUAUGCCACCUGGGCUUGGUGGCGACAUGGGAGGAAACUCCACUCAGGUGGAGAUCAUGGUUCCUGGGCCAAAGGUUGGUCUUAUCAUCGGCAAGGGUGGUGAAACUAUCAAACAGCUCCAAGACAAAUCAGGAGCCCGCAUGACAGUCAUUCAAGAUGGUUCUAUGAAUCAAGAUCAAGAGAAACCUCUAAGGAUAUGUGGAGAUCCUCAGAGUGUUGAGCAUGCUAAAGCUCUGGUGUAUGAACUGAUAGCUGAAAAGGAAAUGCAGAAUGCAUUUGGAGGCCGCGGAAGCGGCGGCGGUGGCGGUGGCCGGAGAGAUGGCCACUUCAGUGAUAUGGGUGGUGGUGGUGCUGGGAGCAUCGGGGGCGGUGGAGAAUCUAUGGAGGUUCUGGUUCCACAAGCAGCUGUAGGUGUAGUAAUAGGCAAAGGAGGAGAUAUGAUUAAAAAGAUUCAAACUGAGACUGGAGCCAGAGUUCAAUUCCAACAAGGACGGGAUGAUGGGCCAGGAGAGAGGAAGUGUUUGUUAACUGGCAAGCCAUCACAAGUUCAAGAAGCAAGAAUGCGAAUUGAAGAAUUGAUUGAUAGCGUUUUGAGAAGAGACAAUGAGAUGGGCAGAGGGCGAAGGGGUCCAGGAGGACCUGGAGGCAGACCUUUUGAUGGCAUGGGAGGUCGAGAGUUUGGUAGGGAUGACAGGGCUGGUUGGGAUAGAGGUGGUGGAAGAGUUGGUGGACCAAUGGGUGAUAAGCAAGAGAUGGCUUUCACUAUACCUGCUACCAAGUGUGGUGUUGUGAUAGGUCGGGGUGGUGAGACCAUUAAACAAAUCAAUUCACAAUCUGGUGCUCAUUGUGAGAUGGACCGGAGACCAAAUAAUAACCCAACAGAAAAAAUAAUUCUCAUUCGUGGUUCUCCAGACCAAAUUGAGACAGCUAAGCGACUGAUUCAGGAUAAGCUUGGAAUGCCUCUUGGAAAUCCAAACGGUGGCCCUCCAAGCCAGUACCCAAUGAGUGGUGGUCCUCCCGGUGGCCCAGGUGGUCCUCCCGGUGGGCCCGGUGGUCCGGGAGGACCUGGCGGUCCCCCUCAGCAUUACGGUGCUGCUCAAGGAUGGGGUGGGCAGUAUCCCCAAUGGCAGCAGGGUCAGGCACACCCUAGUGAUCCAAACCAACCUAAUCCCGUCCAAGUUAAUCCUCAGACUGGCCAGCCUGAUUAUUCAAUUCAGUGGGCAGAAUAUUAUCGCUCUCUUGGAAUGCAUCGUGAGGCCGAUAUGAUAGAACAGCAAGCGAAAGCAAACAAGGGAAUGCAAGCAGCACAGCCCCAGCCUCAACCAGCUGCUCAACCUCAACCAGCUGCUCAACCCCAACCAGCUGCAGCUGGUGCAGCUCAAAAUGGCCAACCGGACUAUAGCGCCCAGUGGGCAGAAUACUACAGAUCUGUGGGAAAGAUAAAGGAAGCUGAUGCUAUUGAAGCUCAGAUGAAGGCUGCUAAGGCAGCUCAAGUACAAUCCCAGCCACAAGCUGGAGCUGCACCUCAGGUACCAGGUCAGGCUGCGCCUGUGCAACAGUCUGGAUAUGGUCAGCCAUAUGGCUAUCAGGCGGCUGCUGGUUAUGGCUAUGGAGCGCCUGGAGGACCUCAACCACCUCAGCAACCAGGUCAACAACCUCAGUAUGGAUACCCUGGCUAUGGAGCAUACGGUGGUCAACCUGGCGGACCCGAAAAUUGAUCUGCUGAACGUAUUGGCCUGCUGUUGCUAUGUCUGCGUGUUCUGCCACCAAUCAGAUCACUGUUAUUCCUAGUGUACUGCACCAUAUUGAGAAUCUAUACCAGCGUUUAAUCAGAUUUAUAUAUAUAUAUAUUUAAAAAUACUUAUAUGCAUCCCUUGUGAAUGAAUUUGGUGGGGAGUUCUAAUUUGGAAUCAUGUUUUGUUCUGUGAAUGCUAACUGCUGAAAUAUUUUGUAACUUUUUCCUUUUUUAUGAUAGUUCCUCCACCUGGUCUUGAAGUUAUUUAAUUUCAUCUGACAAUGGAUGAAGCUCAGUGGUUGUUUUGACUUGCUUGAUGUUCAGACACAAUGUUGAUAAUUUUUUGCCCUCAUUUUUGUUGAAUGUAUGUGAUAGGGUGUGAAAGUAUUUCACAGUGUUGCUCUUUCAUUAAGUUCUCAUUUUUCCCCCCCUUCGUUUGACAUAUUGAUCGUAGAAGAGUCCAUUAUUUAUAUUAAGAUUUGACUGCAAAUGAGGUUUUUUCUUUUUCUUCCUUCAAAUUAAACUUUCCCUUACAAAUGGCAAGGGCAGCCAAGGACGUGUUCAUCAUUCAUCCAUCAAGAAGCACGUGAUCUCUGAGCCCUGUGCUCAUUGUGGUGAGGUAAAAUAAGAUAUUGUAGCUCAAUUUGUUAAAUGAAGUUAAAAUGUCUUAUGUUGAUCAUUGUAUUAGGGUAUUACUUGUAACAUGUCUUUCCGUUCUUUCCUCUUGCAUUGUUUUUAAAUAUUAAAAUGUCCCUGAUAACUUG